CUCUCAUAUCUUCAUUUUUAUUUUUUCUAUCGAUUUAUUUUUUAGGAACGUACAGACCAUGCUGGAAUUCCAACGAUUGGGGAAAUCAGCAAAUGUUUAAUUUGUUGUCAUCGUUCCGAUCUUUUUGGACUUGGGGAGUGUAUGCAUCCGAUUUGUAUGGAAUGUUCACUGCGUAUCCGGGUGUUUGGAGAAAAAAAACAAUGCCCACAAUGUCAGACUGAUAUCCCUAUUGUAUUUUUUUAUUAUUUAUUUUGUGUUAUUUUACUGUUAAACAGUGUGUUUUAG
Meloidogyne enterolobii is the source of this 285-nucleotide messenger RNA. The record is from the annotation of a GenBank genome assembly. Lineage: Eukaryota; Metazoa; Nematoda; Chromadorea; Rhabditida; Meloidogynidae.